This is a messenger RNA of Prunus avium (sweet cherry), 2766 nucleotides long. The record is from RefSeq and is a predicted model, not a curated record. Lineage: Eukaryota; Viridiplantae; Streptophyta; Magnoliopsida; Rosales; Rosaceae.
AUGAGAAUUCCUCUGUUUUCAUGGCUUUUCUUAAUCCUUAUUCACUAUGUUUCACUCAGCGUCCAUGUAUUUGUGGUCUCUAGUCAAUGUCCCAGCGACGAUCAGCAAUCUUUGUUGCUUCAAUUGAAGAACAGCCUCACAUUUGACUCUGCAAAAUCUAACAAACUUAAGCAGUGGAAAAAUGGCUCAGAUUACUGCUAUUGGGAAGGUGUGUCCUGCAAAGAUGGAUGUGUUUCUCAUCUCGACUUAAGCAGCGAGUCAAUUUCAGGAGGACUUGAUAAUUCAGGUGCUCUUUUUGAUCUGCAGUACAUCGAGAACCUGAAUUUGGCUUACAAUAACUUCAACACUCAGAUUCCAUCCAAGUUCGACAAGCUGACCGGUUUGAGUUAUCUGAACCUGUCAAAUGCUGGCUUUGUGGGGCAGAUUCCAAUUGAGAUUGCACAUCUGACGAGGUUGGUAACUCUUGAUUUUUCUACCUUUUACUUUCCCCGAACUCCUCCACUGCAACUUGAGAAUCCAAAUUUGAAUGUACUCCUUGGCAACCUUUCUGAGCUUGUUGAACUUCAUCUUGAUGGUGUGAAUGCAUAUGGGGCUCAGUGGUGCGAAGCGAUAUCGUCUUCACUGCCAAAGUUGAAGGUGCUGAGCUUGUCCACUUGUAAUCUUUCAGGCCCUAUUGAUAUUUCAUUACAGAAGCUUCGCUCACUCUCAGUUAUCCAUUUAGAGAACAAUAAUUUGUCUGCUCAAGUUCCAGAAUUCUUCUCAGAUUUCACAAAUUUGACUUCCUUGCAACUCAGUAAUUCUGGGUUAGAUGGUACAUUCCCAAAGAAGAUCUUCCAGGUACCUACACUACAGACUAUUGACUUGUCGGGUAAUCAACAGCUUCAAGGUUCUUUACCAGAAUUUCCGAAGAAUGCAUCUCUUCAAUCCCUGUUUCUCAAUGGGGCAAAUUUCUCAGGCCAGUUGCUACCGAACUCUAUUGGGAACCUCAAAAGGCUGUCCAAAAUAGAUAUUUCAACUUGCAAUUUCACUGGACCAAUCCCAAGGUCAAUGGAAGACCUUACACAAUUGGUUUAUUUGGACUUGUCAUGGAACAAGUUUAAUGGUUCAGUUCCCUUAUUCAGUAUGGCCAAGAAUCUGACCCUAAUAAAUCUCUCAUCCAAUCUUCUAACAGCUUCUGGAAAGUUGAGAACAUUUCCUGCUUUCUUGAGAAAUCAAUCUAGAUUAGUCAGUUUGGACCUUUCAGAAAACCAGAUUCAAGGCGAGAUACCCAACUGGCUUUGGAAUCUGAGUAGUCUUAGUCAACUAAAUCUUUCUUACAACUUCCUGGUAGCUCUAGAAAGUCCUUUGCUUAAUCUUACUUCUCUAUCUGUGCUUGACCUUCAUUCCAACCAGCUUCAGGGACAAUUCCCACUUUUUCCACCAUCAGCCAUUUAUGUGGGUUAUUCAAAAAAUAAUUUCAGCACUGGGAUACCCCCUAACAUUGGUGAUUUCCUUAAUUUCACUUUGUUCUUCUCUCUUUCAAACAAUAACUUCAAUGGGAUCAUUCCAGAAUCAAUGUGCAGUGCGCCAUAUCUUCAAGUUCUUGAUUUAUCCAAUAAUUCUCUAAGCGGGACGAUUCCCCAAUGCUUGAUUGGAAUAAGUGGGACUCUUGCAGUACUGAAUUUGAGAAGAAACAAUCUUUCUGGCACUGUUCCUGAUAAAUUUCCUGAGCGUUGUAGUUUCAAAACUCUAGACCUCAAUGGCAAUCAGAUAGGAGGUCAGUUUCCAAAAUCUCUAGCCAAUUGCACAAUGUUAGAGGUUUUGAACCUUGGAAACAAUCAAAUAGCAGAUACGUUUCCUUGCCUGUUGAAGAACAUUUCCACCUUACGUGUUCUUGUUUUGCGAUCCAACAAAUUUUAUGGGCUCUUUGGAUGCCCCAAGCCCCAUGGAAACUGGUCAAUGCUUCAAAUUGUUGACAUAGCACUCAACAAUUUUAGUGGUGAAAUACGAGGAAAAUGCUUGACAACCUGGAGGGCAAUGAUGGGUGACGACGAUGAUGCCAUGUCAGAGCUUAAUCACCUUCGAUUUGGAGUCCUAAAAUUCACCGGGGUAUAUUAUGAGGAUGCUAUAACUGUUACCAACAAAGGUUUAGAGAUGGAGUUGGUAAAGAUUCUAACUGUCUUCACCUCUAUUGACUUCUCCGGCAACAACUUCAGUGGAUCAAUACCUGAGGAAGUGGGACAACUCAAGUCGCUCUAUGACCUCAACUUGUCCAGUAAUGCUCUCACAGGUGCAAUACCAACCUCAUUAAGCAACUUGCGACACCUUGAGUCCAUAGACCUUUCGAACAACAAAUUGGGCGGAGAAAUUCCUGCAGAGUUUGCCAAACUUACUUUCCUCUCAUUCCUGAAUCUCUCGAACAAUCAACUGGUUGGGAAGAUUCCAAGCACAGCUCAGCUUUCAACAUUUUCAGCAGCUUCAUUCACAGGUAAUAAAGGAUUAUGUGGGAUGCAGUUGAACAUAACAUGCAAUAAUCCCAGCGAGGCUUCAAAUGUAAAACCAAAUUCUGGACAUCAUCGUGAGAUUAAUUGGGGUGUUAUCAGUGUCGAAAUUGGUUUUACAUUUGGCUUUGGAAUUGCUAUUGGGUCACUUGUGUUGUGCAAGAGAUGGAGUAAAUGGUAUUACAAAGCUAUGUAUAACAUCCUUCUCAAGAUAUUCCCUCAGUUGGAGGAAAGAAUUGGUAUUCAUCGGAGACAUGUUCACAUAAAUCAAAGGUGGAAACGUUGA